Hemibagrus wyckioides is the source of this 4587-nucleotide messenger RNA. It is a transcript of the gene slco3a1a, whose product is annotated as solute carrier organic anion transporter family member 3A1a. Gene Ontology annotation, cellular component: membrane. The transcript has 10 exons. Gene Ontology annotation, biological process: transmembrane transport; sodium-independent organic anion transport; prostaglandin transport. Bases 428 to 2512 code for a protein of 694 amino acids. Lineage: Eukaryota; Metazoa; Chordata; Actinopteri; Siluriformes; Bagridae. Gene Ontology annotation, molecular function: protein binding. The record is from RefSeq and is a predicted model, not a curated record.
GCGAUAGAACCUCUAGUGGCGCACUAUGCAUGACAGGAAGCCAGUAAGCAGCAGUUGCACUGGAUCUAAACACAAAUAUCGUGUUGCAGUUGGAAGCCCUGGUCAUUUUAGAAGAAUCAAAGUUGCUACAUGGCACAAACAAAAAUGAAGCUAAAGAAAACCGGCGUUGGAUCUUUAGAUUCAUGAAAUACUCCCACUUGCCUGUUUUGCCUCCUUAUUCAUCGUUCUUGGAAGUUCAAUAAGCGUAGACUGUCACACCGCUGGGCUCUCACUCGUCCAUUUAAUCCGAGAAACUACGGAAAAGGUGGCUUAAAGAGAGACUGUGGAAACAGUGUCUUAUGUUGAUCCGUCUGGUUUCUAAGACAGGCGUCUAAGCUCAGCGAUUUGCAAGGCAGGUAAAAAAAAAAAAAACCAGAGGAGCUGAGAAAUGAGCUCCUCUCCGAUACAGCAAGAGAAAAUGAAUAGAAAAACGUCAUGUUUUUCUAACAUCAAAAUAUUCCUAGUGUCGGAAUGCGCACUGAUGCUAGCACAGGGGACAGUCGGCGCGUACUUGGUGAGUGUCCUAACUACUUUGGAGCGCCGCUUUAACCUGCAGAGUGCUGAUGUUGGUGUGAUUGCCAGCAGCUUCGAGAUUGGCAACCUGGCACUCAUCCUUUUUGUCAGCUACUUUGGUGCCAGGGCUCACCGACCACGUCUGAUCGGCUGUGGUGGAAUUGUCAUGGCACUGGGUGCACUACUAUCUGCACUACCUGAAUUCCUCACCAACCAAUAUGAGUACAAAAACACGGAAGUGUGGAGGAACGAGCCAGGAAGGGACAUGUGCUCUAAUGUGACAGUAAGAGAUAUGGGGGAUGAUGGCAUAUGCAGCAACAAAGCCAACACAAACAUGAUGUACCUGCUGCUGAUUGGUGCCCAAGUGCUACUGGGAAUUGGAGCAACGCCUGUACAGCCUCUGGGAGUGUCCUAUAUAGAUGACCACGUGAAGAAAAAAGAUUCUUCCUUGUAUAUUGGUAUAUUAUUCUCAACCUUGGUUUUUGGACCUGCUUGUGGCUUCAUCCUUGGUUCAGUCUGCACCAAAUUCUAUGUGGAUGCUGUCUUUCUUGACACCACCAAGCUGGACAUCACUCCUGAUGACCCUCGCUGGAUUGGAGCCUGGUGGGGAGGCUUCCUCCUCUGUGGGGCUUUACUUUUUUUCUCCGCUGUCUUCAUGUUUGGUUUCCCCUCAUCUCUAUCAGAGCGAUAUGGUAACAACAGGACUGAGAGUGACCAGCCCAUGCUGCCAGUAUCACAGAGUUAUGAGCAUCCAAAGCCAAGUAAUGGUGUCCUGCACAACCAUCAUCCUGACAGCUCCUGUUGUGAUCAGCUUCGAGUGAUUCCCAGGGUGACUAAACACCUGCUGUCUAACCCGGUGUUCACCUGUAUUGUCCUUGCUGCGUGUAUGGAGAUUGCUGUAGUUGCUGGUUUUGCUGCUUUCUUGGGCAAGUACUUGGAGCAGCAGUUCAACCUUACAACCACCUCAGCCAAUCAGCUUCUGGGUAUGACAGCCAUCCCAUGUGCAUGUCUGGGCAUUUUUAUGGGAGGUCUUUUGGUAAAGAAGUUGAAUCUCUGUGCUUUGGGUGCUGUUCGGAUGGCCAUGUUGGUCAACCUGAUUUCUACUGCCUGUUAUGUGUCUUUCCUCUUCCUUGGCUGUGACACAGGCCCUGUUGCUGGUGUGACCAUCGCCUAUGAUAAUGAAACUCUGCAGCCAGGUCAGGCACCAGAAGCUCCAUGCAUUAGUAACUGUAACUGCUACACGUCAUCUGUUAGUCCUGUUUGUGGCUCUAAUGGGGUCACCUACCUGUCCUCCUGCUUCGCUGGCUGCACCAGAUCCAUUAGCACUGGAGUGCUCCCUCAACCAGCUCAGUCCGUACAGAACCUGACAGGGUGUGCAUGCAUUUCUGGUGAUGGCAUUCCAUCUACAGUCGUGCCAGGGAAAUGCCCACGUCCUGGGUGCCAGGAGGCUUUUCUGAUUUUCCUGUGUGUGAUCUGUGCCUGCAGCAUGAUAGGAGCCAUGGCCCAGACACCGUCAGUUAUCAUCCUCAUCAGAACAGUCAGCCCAGAGUUGAAAUCAUAUGCACUUGGCGUUCUGUUUCUCUUAUUGCGACUGCUGGGAUUCAUCCCACCUCCUUUGAUCUUUGGUGUGGGAAUCGACUCCACCUGCCUGUUCUGGAGCAGCGAGUGCAACACAAAGGGUGCAUGCAUGCUAUAUGACAAUGUAGCCUAUCGCCACCUCUAUGUGAGCUUGGCAAUUGUGCUUAAAAUAAUUGCCUUCCUUUUGUACACCACCACAUGGCAGUGUUUACGCUGCAACUACAAGAGGUACAUCAAGAAUAAUGAGGUGUAUGUGACAUCCCCUGAAAUGUUCUCUUCUGACAUUAAUUUGGAUAGUUUGGGCAAAGACAUUAACAGAACAAAAUUUAUAUACAACCUGGAAGAUCAUGAGUGGUGUGAAAACAUGGAAUCUGUUUUAUAGUGGCUGGUACUUGUUAAUGCAUAACUAUGUAUCUUCUGAGGAUCACAUUGGUUGUUUAUAACUUUUUUAAACUUGAUUUCCUACUUUUACAGUGAUGAGUAAGGUUCCACUGGUCACUGUCUACAGUGCACUUUUUGAAUUAAUGCUAAUAAUUUUCGGUCCAUUGUGGCUCAUAGAAGAUGCAUCAGAGGAUAUUCAUUGUUCAAUUCCAGUAAUCCAUAGAAAUGUCCAUAGAUAUUUUGUCAUUGGCAUGGUUAUUUCUAUUUAAAUACCACACUAAAAAUUAAUAUGAUCUCAAACUGCAGAAUUAAAGCACUUUUUUUUUUAUAUCAGCCCCUUAUUAAAGUUAGUGAAAGUAAUCAGAAAAACUAACAGUCAUAAAUUUAAAAUGUGAUUUUUAAUACUUAGGUGCAAAUGCUUCGCAGUAAAUGACUGCCUCCAGCUUGGACCCAUAGACAUCUCCAGAUGCUCGGUGUCCCUUGUGAUGCUCUCUGUGAAUCUGAGAAGAUAAUGCAUUGUAUACAAUUUUUAUUAGCUGCCAUCAAUAAACACAAGCGAACCUAUACCAGAGGCAGCCAUACAUGUCUUUUCCUUUUAUAAUUUUUUUUAAAUUUCCUAUUAUUGUGGUAAAAAUGUUACUUCAUAACUGUACAGGGUUUUGUUUGGAUUUUUUUUUUUUUUUUUUUUUUUUUUUUUUUUUUUUAAGAUUUCGUCUGAUUUUUGAAAUUUACCAGUGGUACCUCUGUAAUCACUCUGGUGAUAAAGUCAACAAUUAAAAGACAUCAUCACAGAUACACCUACCCACUGUAGGGUGUUCCUGAUCUGGCCAAUUGUAGUGAAAGGGGUCUUUACUAUGAUAGAAUUCUUCUGUUCCACCACUGUUGUUUUCCAUGCUUUUUGGUGUUUCUGAACACCAGUGUGCUGAAUGUAGUUGUUUUGGCCACAGUUAAUGUUUCUGCUAUGUGUUUGAUUGAUUUGUAUUGAUGAUUUGCCUAAUGAUGCUUGCUUCACUGGCAAUGACAGCCCCCAGGACUUACCAUCAUCCAUAUACCUUUUAACUGUUUAAUAAUCAUUUUCUUUAUCUGAAAUAAUAAGGAGAAAAAUAAUAUACGCUUAGUCAUGGAACAGCUGAGCAGCCAAUUGUUCAGUUACUUUGGUCGGUUAAAAAGCUAUUAAAGUUUAAAAUCUGUAACAUUAUGAUAUGUAUAAAUUAUAUAAUAUUCAUAGUAGCUAAAAUGGCAAGAACUUUGUCUGUGUCCAAAUUUUUCUGUACCUGACUGUACGUUAUUUGGUUGGUAUUCACUUCGGUUUUGUUUGAACAAGAUGCACUGUGUGCACAAUUAUUAGGCAAGUGAGUAUUAUGACAAAAUCAUCCUUUUUAUGCAUAUUUUCCAACUCCAAGCUGUACAAACUUGAAUGCUUUUGGUUUAAAGAUAUCAGGUGAUGUGAAUUUGUGUAAUAAGAGAGGGUAUGGCCCAAGGAGACCAACACCCUAUAUCAAGGUGUGCAUAAUUAUUAGGCAGCUUGGUUUCCUCAGGCAAAAUGGGGCAAAAAAGAAAUUUAACUGACUAUGAAAAGUAAAAAAAAUGUCUUUCAGAGGGAUGCAGCACUCUUGAACUAAAAUAUUGGGGCGUAAUCACAGAGCCAUCAAACAUUGUGUUGCUAAUAGUCAACAGGGUCGGAAAAAAUGCAAAUAAUCAAUUAAUUUGACAAUGCUCCACUGCAUGCAUCGAAGUACUCCACUGUGUGGCUAGCCAGUAAAGGCCUUAAAGAUGAAAGAAUAAUGACAUGGACCCCUUCCUCACCUGACCUAAACCCUAUUGAGAACUUGUGGCCUCUUCUUAAAUGGGAGAUUUACAGUGAUGGAAAACACCUCUCUGAACAGUGUCUGGGAAGCUGUGGUUGCUGUUGCAAAAGAAGUUGAUCCUCAGCAGAUCAAGAGACUGACAGACUCCAUGAAUGGAAGGCUUAUGAGUGUUUGUUUUUUUUAAAUGUCAGAAAUGUUUAUUUGUAAAGUUUGAGCUGUUUCUUUAUUAUUCUCACUUUAACUGAUGACAAUAAACAAGUGAGAAGUU